This is a messenger RNA of Blastomyces gilchristii SLH14081, 273 nucleotides long. RefSeq lists its product as uncharacterized. The transcript has 2 exons. The record is from RefSeq and is a predicted model, not a curated record. The coding region runs from base 1 to 273 and encodes 90 amino acids. NCBI's taxonomy places the organism in Eukaryota, Fungi, Ascomycota, Eurotiomycetes, Onygenales, Ajellomycetaceae.
AUGGAUGGAAUCAUCCGCAUGGAAGCGAUGAGCCGUGUGAAACCGCAACAGGGCCUUGGCGCGGCCGGGAAAUAUGCAAAGAAUAAGAAGAUAUCAGACUUUAUCAAUCUUGACAAACCUGAUAUCUUCUCUGAACUAGAAGAACCUCUGAAACCUGAGUAUUCAGAAGAAGUCACUGCAGAGGCUAAGAUAGCAUAUAAUAUCAAGAUCACUGCAUGGAAAAUCAAAUAUAUGAAAUAUAAGAAAUUGAAUAAAGAUAUGACAAAGAUAUAA